CCUCAUUUAGUUGUUAACCGCCUCGGAAGAUCAAAAUGGCGUCCGCUUGUUAUUUAAUUAUUAUUCUUGUGUUAUCUGUGGCUAGCGGCUAUGUCACGACUGAAAAUAGCGCAAAAGAAAUCGAAACUAUACUAAUUCCAAGCAAGGGAUUAGAUGUUGACGAAAAUAUGAACAACUGCGAUCCAGCCACAUGCUAUCAACUAUGCCAAAGAAUGGGAUAUUACGGUGGUACCUGCAUUGGACAACGAUGUAUUUGCGAUGGUCUCAUCAAUGUAGAAGAAGAGACUGUCAGUCCAUUACGGGAUUGUAAUUACAAUGAGUGUGACCAAAGAUGUCGUCGACUGGGCUUCCCUGGCGGAGCUUGUGUAGGAGACAAAUGUAAAUGUGACAACUUCCUCGAUAUGGAAUCAAACAAUGUACAAGAAGAGACUGUCAGUCCAUUGCAGGACUGUAAUUACAAUGAGUGUGACCAAAGAUGUCGCCGCCUGGGCUUUCCUGGCGGGGCUUGUGUAGGAGACAAAUGUAAAUGUGACAACUUUCUUGGCCUGAAAUUAAAUGACGUACAAGAAGAGACUGUCAGUUCAUUGCAGGAUUGUAAUUACAAUGAGUGUGACCAAAGAUGUCGUCGACUGGGCUUUCCUGGCGGGGCUUGUGUAGGAGAUAAAUGUAAAUGUGACAACUUUCUUGGCCUGAAUAAUGACGUACAAGAAGAGACUGUCAGUUCAUUACAGGAUUGUAAUUACAAUGAGUGUGACCAAAGAUGUCGUCGACUGGGCUUUCCUGGCGGGGCUUGUGUAGGAGAUAAAUGUAAAUGUGACAACUUUCUUGGCCUGAAAUUAAAUGACGUACAAGAAGAGACUGUCAGUUCAUUACAGGAUUGUAAUUACAAUGAGUGUGACCAAAGAUGUCGCCGCCUGGGCUUUCCUGGUGGUGCUUGUGUAGGAGACAAAUGUAAAUGUGACAACUUUCUUGGCCUGAAAUCAAGUAACGUAGAAGAAGAGACUAUCAGUUCAUUGCGGGAUUGUAAUUACAAGGAGUGUGACCAAAGAUGUCGUCGACUGGGCUUUCCUGGAGGUGCUUGUGUAGGAGACAAAUGCAAAUGCGACAACUUUCUCGAUAUGGAAUCAAACAAUGUACAAGAAGAGACUGUCAGUUCAUUACGGGAUUGUAAUUACAAUGAGUGUGACCAAAUAUGUCGUCGACUGGGCUUCCCUGGCGGUGCUUGUGUAGGAGACAAAUGUAAAUGCGACAACUUCCUUAGCCUGAAAUCAAAUAACGAUGGUGAUGCAAAGAUGCUAAGUCGACGGUGUAAAUUGGAUUGUACACUGUAUUGCCACACUAAAGGGUACAGUAGUGGCACUUGUACAGAUAAUGGAAGGUGUAGAUGUAAUAAUUUUGCAAGCGGCAUAUAGUAUAGUUAAUAAUUAGUUUAUUGAAUAUAAAAAAUCUUAUAAUUAUAUUUAGAAUACUACCUAUGAUUUCAUUAAAUUAAAACUAUCAUUACGGGGAAGUGUACCAAGAAUACUGGCAGCAUUUCCGCGUUGCAUAGCUAGGCUGACCCGUUAGCCGAAAUAGCUACUAGCGCUUGGGUUGCCAGUAGCCUUUUUGAGGCGAGAAGAUAGUACUUUGUACAUUCUCCGCUCCUCUAGGACCCACGGGCCAAGUGUUUCGACACCAAACGGCACAAAGAUGUAAGACUCACUGUAUAGUUAAUUGUAUGUAAUAAAAUCAUUUCUUACAAAUUUCAA
Molecule: messenger RNA, 1748 nt
Organism: Leptidea sinapis
Lineage: Eukaryota; Metazoa; Arthropoda; Insecta; Lepidoptera; Pieridae
Product: sortilin-related receptor-like
Exons: 10
Coding region: 36-1412 (458 amino acids)
Biological process (GO): defense response
Molecular function (GO): protein binding
Source: RefSeq, a predicted model, not a curated record